GCGUCAUGGCCGACCUGUCUGAUCCUGACUUGGGAGCAGCAUAUUACAGGUCUAGCGACCCAGUUAAAAACUUAAAGAUACGUGUGAAGUUAAGCAGAAUUUCAUCAUCAAACAUUGUGCCACAAAGUAAUCUAGAACAAGAUGGCUCUAAUCUUGAGAUGCAGAAGGUUCAAGAGAGCAUGCAGGACAUUGAAGAAAGGGUGUUCAACUGGCAGCAAAAAGAAUUCAGCAAGCGAGAAGUUGGAUUUUACCAAAACAUUGCAAACUGCACAACACAGCUAGAGAAAGACUACAAUGCUCAAGUAACAGAAAUUCUGAGCAGAGGUCAACCAACCAACAGAUUAUUUACAUACGUAGACCAUGAUAAUUUCUCACAGCAAGAUGAGGCUGUAUUUUUCAUGACAAAUUCACCAAAGGAAACACCUACAAUCCUAGCUGAGAAAAUGGCACAUCUACGCAGACGAAAAAUUGGUGGUGGCAAAAAGUCGAGAGAGAGGGGUAUCGCUUUUGUCCCCAAGCUUAACAUCGUGGAGGAGACUCCAUCUGAGGAACUCAGGAAUAAGAACCACAUCAUGGCAGCCCCAGCACAAGUUAUGUACAUCAUGGCCGACCUUGGCCCUAAGGACCGACCUUAUGAGGAGGGGGAUGAGGUGAUCCUGUGUUCACUACAGCUGGACGCUAAUGGUGUUCUCUGUAUCAGGCCAGACUUCAACAGAGGGAGGAAACCUUAUGUUGCCGAGACAGCUAGUCUGGGAAGAGAGGUUUUUGAAUAUACCAUUGAACAUGAUUCAAAAGUUAUGAGUAGACAAGAUCAGGACAGAGAGAUGAAGAUGUAUAGAGAAGUUUACAGUCGUCAUAAAGACUUCUUGUCAGCGUGUGUCGGACACGAAUUUGAACUCCCUCCUCCUGAAGUGUUGCGGCUUAUGGUCUGUGGUGAAAUAGAAAGAGCCAAAGAUUUUGAAUUUGAUGAUCUAUACAUUCACUUCUUUGUUGAUAUACCUAAAAAUUGGAAGGUUGAUAGACAUCAGCAACUAUCUUGGGUUACUCAGACCUGUGCUACGAAAGUGGAAGGCAGGGAUGAUGUAGCACACUUUAGUUUCCCUUUUGAGUUUGAAAUGUUUUACAAAGAUGAAACUUACAUUGAAGAAAACAAAGAUCCAUUUCCCCAUUUUCCAUUCAUCCUUAUGGAGGUAUUAUCUCUGGAUUCCUGGAACAGAUUCCGGACUGAGGGCUACACUUAUUUAGCCAUCCCACCUCGUCCAGGAGUGUACAAGGAGACUGUCCAUUGCUGGCGACCUUUAGGGCCAUCUUUUGUAUCUGAGAUGAGAAGGUUUUUUAUUGGUGGAUCACCAGAGCUGGAGGACCCUACAUACACGGCUAUUCCAUCCACUUUUGAUGGACCUCACUUGAGCAAGUAUGGAUUCCGCACAGAAACGACAGGAAGUGUAGACGUUAAAUUCAAUGUGAUAAUGCAGUCUAGAUUGUUUUUGGAAAAGAAAGCCAGCAAGAAGUCACUAGGUUCUCUCUUGGAUACACUUGGUAUUAAUACAGUGCAACAAAACAUUCAGUCUGUCUUAGAUGCAUUCAAGAAAGCCAGACAAAGGAUGGUGAUUGCGAGAGAAAAUGCCACCAGAGAAUUGUUAAAGGACUCGAAACACAGAGACGAUCUGUUUUCAAGGACCAAUAAAUCUAUAUCUAUGAUUGAAUUAACACUGAAUCUUUUUUUCUUUUUUGUAGCGAGAAACAUGCAUUCUGGGGAAGAUUCUGGAACAGCAAAAACUCCCCCCAAAAAGGAGAGGAAAAAGAGAGGAGAAGCUAAGAAAGAGCCACAGAAGAAGUCUCCUGACCCCAAAUCUUGGAAAGUGGCAGUUGAUAUUGUUCCAAGAGGUAGCACCUUGGAGCAAGCCAGAGUGCCUCAAAUGACAGAAAGGAAAUUAAAUGAUCAAGAGAUGCAGCCUAAAAUGGCACAGAAUGUGUCAUCUUCCCAGAUGACACCAAGCAUGCAAGGUGUCAGUGUACCUCUAUCAACUAUUCAGCAUGGAAGUGUAGCUCCCAUCCAUGUAAUGAGCAGUAGAGAUGACCACAGCUCCUACCACAGAAGCAUAUCUCCAUCCAGGCCUCAAGGUCCAGGAAGGGUAGUUCAAAGGCCAAUUCAACCUCAACAGCCUCAGUGGGUUCUCCAGGGGGUACAUAGCCAACACAGACCCAGUGUACCUCUUCCCAAACCAGUCCCUCAACAGCAGGUUAUCCGGGAGCUCGGACCAGUGGGUAAACAUGGAGGGGAGAGAAUUGUUUUGCAGAGACAUAUUACUCCUCCCAAUUCAGAGGGCUCUGGAAUGCUGAGACAACAACUCUUCCAAAAAAUAUCUCAUUACCCAGAAACACAGAGUCAUGAAAAUGUGUUUAGACAGUAUCAACAAGGAUCUGCCACAAGUAUUGCUUCAUCGGUUCAAGGACUGAUUGAGCAGCAUAGCAAAAUGACAGAGGCUGGUCGACAAAGUGGUGUCAAUAAAGAUAUACCAGCAGCUCAUUCAGUGGAGAGAUUUUCUCCAGGUCCUCAGCAGGUUUCCACAAUAAGAAGAACUCCUUCUCCAGCUCACAUCCAAGUCGGGAGAAUAUCCCCAGUACUUUCCUCUGGCCAGCAAAGAUCUCCCGGGCCAUCGGCAGACAGGACAACACAGCCUGUGAAUUUAUCUGUGUCUGAGAUCAGGGACACGCUGGCCACAGCAAGGGUGACCAAGAGUCAGGCAGGAACAUUAUACCCAGGGCCUGUACACAGAGUUACCAGCUCAGAGGAGGAAAGUACUUCUGGCAAAGAUAUGAUGAUAUUUGCUCAAACCCAGGGUGAUUUGCUGAAGCAUGCACUGAUGACAGGUGCCCUGCCUCCUCAUGUCCAGGGCAGUAAUCUUUUCCAGAAGUCUCCCCACAGAGAGCAGUCAGUGAGUCCCCAUCAUAAAGACACAGUUGGGAGUCACAUUUCCAGGAGAACCCCCAGUCCAAAUCACCCUAGUCGUGUUGAUAUGGGUCGUGUAUCUCCUCAUCAACAAAGACAUCCAUCCCCUCAACAGAGACAGAUCCCCCCUCAUGACAGGUACACAUCCCCCCAGCACACAUCCCCCCAGCAAGGCCUGUCCUCACCCCCACAAAGACAAAUUUCACCAAACCCCAGACAGAUAUCCCCCCACCAGAAUCCCCAACAAAGAUACCCCAGUCCCUCUCAUUCACCAGGACAAAUCAGAGUGGUAACUGGUGGCCCAGGAGGGAGGGAUUCUGUCAGCCCAGGGAGUACUGGUGGGAUCAGUAUUCCAAGAAGGACACCCUCACCAAAACCUCAACACAGGCACAAAGAAUCUAUGGCAGCCCUAACAAAUCCAAGGCCUCAGGUUCCCCCUUCUACAGUGAACGUUGGAAACACCUCUGUUCCUAUUCGUCAGCCUUUUGUAAACUUGGUACGCUUGCAAGAGGUUCCAGGUAGUGGUAUCUCUGUGAGUUCACAUUCUGUGACACAAGUUUCAGCAAGACCUCCGGAUGUAUCUGGGACACAAAGACAGAAUCCUGUGCUUCAGACUCAGCUGUCUCAAGGAUAUGAACCACAUAUAUCCCCUGACAACAAGCAGAAAGAACAAGUACCAAUACCUACUCAAAUGCAACCUCGACAGAGAAACCCCUUUACAUUUCCUCCACAAAUGCCAACAUCAUUUUCUCAAGUGAAUCCCCAUGCCUUCUCCCAGUACAAGGACACUGUAGCCAAACACCUGCCCCAGCUUGAUCAGGAACGGAGGAGUUUACCCCCAGUCAGAAGUGAAGUGAAAAGGAGGAGUCCUGAUGAAAUGCCUAGGUUGACCCCUAUUGACCCAAUUAAUUCUGAAUAUCAGGACCCCAAUGCAGAGAUGGUGGAAAUGGAAGCUCCAUUCAGUAAAAGAUUACAGAACAUAGCUAAUCUCCCUACGAGUUCCAUCAACAGAUCAACAUACCGAGCUCACAGUGUAGCUGUUCACAGGGCAAAGGCUGGGCUCAUUACAAGCACUGCAAAAUCUCUGGACAUCUUAAGACAAAACUUACAGAAAUUCAUCAACAAAGAAAUUGAUGUCAUCAUUCAAGAUUACAUGGAGAAAUUUUUCAACCCAGGGAUAAGAAAUAUAAAGCUUAACAAUGGAGAGAAUUCUGUCAAUGAGGAGCAUGUACAGGCUGUUUGUAGACAAAUCUUAGAGGAGGCCAAGAAAAUGUACUGUACAGAUCAAAGUUUUACUCCCACCAGACCAGAAAUAUCGGACACGGUCUCAGAAACAGGCAGCACAGGAAGUAGAAGGAAGAAAGGCCGACCUCCAUUAUAUGUUUCAGGAAGGAGUACUCCAUCUAAAACUGUGAAGACAAAUGAUCCUAUUAAGCGAGAAGGACCAAAGUGGGAUUGUGACAGGCUAACUACUGAAACUCUCUUUGUAAUGGGUGCCAAGGCAAAUAAGGCACUUGGUUUGGGGGCAACAAGAGGAAGAAUUUACAUCAAACAUCCUGAGACCUUCAAGUACUCUGGUGACCAGGAUGAUAAGGUGUGGUUGUAUGAGAAUCAACACAUGCCUGCCACUGGAGGGAAGACUUACAUGUUGAUAUUGGAGGACAUCCGAGACCUGGCUCUAGAAGACGAUUAUAAAGACAAUCCUAGUGUACAUGUGAACAGUCUGAAAGGCUUCUCUGUCCCACAGUGGAUGAUAGACAAAAUCAAAAUUCAAAUGGCUGCUCUAAGAACAGACACAAAUAAACCCAAAAGUCGCAGCAGGUCUAACACACCCAGCGACAUUAGGACAUCAGGACAGGAGGAAGAAGAUGAGGACAAUGCACAGAAGAUUCCUUUCUCCUCGUUUGUUAGUCCUAAGACUGAGGACCAGGAUCCUGAUAAAGAUGAGAAGUCCUCUUCAGCGGACACAGAGACUGAGUUCUUCUCUGGAAAUGAUAAUGACAACACAAGUAACAUGUCUCCUUUCAACAUGACGGGGGGAUUUGAUGAUGGCCCCUCCCCUAACUCAGAGCUAGAAAACAUGGAGGAUGAAGAUGGAACCCUCAGCUGAGACUUUUAAUCUGUUGUUACUGAUAGCUAAUUAAACUGGUUCCUUUAUUGAUAGCUGAUUAAACUGGUUCCUUCACUGAUGGCUGAUUAAACUGGUUCCUUUAUUGGACAACGAUAGUCAGAGCAUAUUCUGGAAUCGUUUAAUGUGGAUGUCUACAUAGAACAUGGGCCCUUUGGUUCUAAGCUUAUGUUCAGAGAUGCUAGGAUAAAAGCUGAUAAGCAGGAAAUAUUAUUUAUGAUCUGUUUUUGGGUCAACACUAUUCAAUCUUGAUUUAUGAAAUAUAGUUUUAUAUUUUAUCAAAUCAGUGGUAUCUUCACUUUAGAUCUAUUUAUGAAAAAGGCACUGUGCUAGCCUAGAAAUGGAAGAAUCUGAAAAAUAUUUUUCUGUAUUAAUGAACAGAAGUCUAUUGUAUUUUGAAAGAUGUUGACACCUAUAUGUACAGGAUAUACCUGGCAACCUAGUGGGUAUUCUUUCAUUGUCUUUAUAUGCUUACAAGAUAUCUAAACAUUGAGAUAUAUAGUGCAGGAUUUUAUAGUGCAAUUUGUAUAUCUUAAAGGACAGACAGUACAUUCUUCAGUACAUGUAAUAUAUAAUUUUUUUUUAAGAAUUAAUGAUUCAAGUAUUGCUUGUUUAACAAAUUUUCUCAUAAAAAGUUGAGGUAUGUUACCAGGCAUUUGUGCAAGAUAUCAGAGAAGAGUAUUAGCUAUAUAAUUAUACUGGAAAUCUCUUAAGUUGCUGACAUAAUAAUUUUUUGUUUAUAUACAUGUAUGUUUUAGGCAUUAUGAAAACAGUUAAGAAAUCAGAAGAUAAUAAUAAAUAUCAAUAUUUCUGGUAUAUUAUGAAGUGAUACAUGAAUAUUCAAUUAUUGUAUCAUCAGACCUUAAUUGUUGACAAAGUUUUAGAUAGACUGAAAUACAUCCAGGUUUCAUAUAUACAUGUACAUUUUCACUGUAAUAAGUUGACUGCUUAUUUUUAGAUCAAUUAUCAAGUAAAUACAUGUAACAAUUGAUGCUUUGAAAAACGUAUUAUCCAUUUUUUGCACUCGACAUUUAGUGCAUAUAGAUACUUCUAUUUGGUUUGAAUAUAUACUUAUUUAAUUGUAUACAGUUUUAUCUUGGAGAAAUAUUUAUUUAUCAAUUGUAGAAAAACUAGAAGAUGUUACGUUUAAUGUCACUGUAUAUAGGUAAUUUUUUAUGACACGUUUCAUUUUCUCUUUUGACAGUAUUUGACAAAAAUUCAGCAGCACAUUUAUUAUGUAUCGAAAUAACAUGUAAAUAUUAAAGAUAUUCUUUGUUAGUUGAAAUAAAUCCUGUAAAUGUGAUUGUGAUGAAUGGCUCAUAGUAUGUUGUUAUUUUUUUCAUUUCACAAACAUUAAUACACCUGCUCAUAACAAACAAUGGCAUAUAUAUGUAAGUCUUGUUUUUGAAAUGUCCUUCAAUAUUAAAUUGACUUCAAAUAUUUUUACGAGAGAUUUGAAUGUUUUAUUAUAAAAUUGUACUUUUAGUGUAUAGAUGGGUUCUUGCUCUGGCAAAGACCCACUUGUAAAGAAAAAUGUUGUUAUGUAAUUAAAUGUUGUCAGUUUUGCCACUUUGGAAUUUGAAUGGUAUUUUGUAGAUAAAUAUCUUAUGAGUCAUUUCUAAAGAGAUUGUAAAGAUU
Saccostrea echinata is the source of this 6719-nucleotide messenger RNA. RefSeq lists its product as uncharacterized. NCBI's taxonomy places the organism in Eukaryota, Metazoa, Mollusca, Bivalvia, Ostreida, Ostreidae. The record is from RefSeq and is a predicted model, not a curated record. Gene Ontology annotation, molecular function: DNA binding; nucleosome binding. The transcript has 37 exons. Bases 6 to 5063 code for a protein of 1685 amino acids. Gene Ontology annotation, cellular component: nucleus.